CUCAGCCACUUUGAUGAGUACCUUACCAAGCUACCUAGGUAAUAUAUAAAGAUACGGCUGGGGAGCUGCACUGGAGAGAGUGUGAGAUACCAUGACACUCCGACCCAGAAUCUGGCCCAACCUCUCUUCGAUUUGCCAGGAUGUUGGAUUGGCUCAAGGAACUGGUUUAUGCUAGUAGCAAUGAGCCUUCCAAUAACGCACUUCCCAACAAUGAACCCGGCAUAAUCGAACUCCGCGGUCCCAAAGCCGUUGGGGUCGAAUGCCCUGCGGUUGAUCUUGUAUUUAUACAUGAUCUUACCGAAGACCGAGAAGCGCCAUGGAUGAUGCCCCAUUCCACUGAGUUCUGGGUGGACAAGCUUCUACCGGACGCCGCUCGUAUUCUCAUCUAUGCCUAUAACUGCGGCAAACUCGAUGCCUUGGGCGACUUCCUCGACCACCAGUUACUCGAAAGACGUGCAAAAGACUUUUUGUCGAGCCUACAAGAUCCAAUUCACGGCGUUGGUAAAAACGGGAAAGAUGAUCGGCCUGUGAUAUUCUUUGCCCACGGGUACGGCGGCCUCUUGUACGAGCAGGCUAUCGUCCUCGCUUGGGGCGCGGAUGUGACUAGAACCCCAAUUUUGCGCAGGCACGGGGCUUUCCUCUUCGACACACCCCAUCUUAGUGCCGGACUUGCGGAGUGGGCUGUUUUGUCCGCGACAAAAGUCAGUGUCCUUCGAGGAGAAACGGCUCAGUCAGUGCAUUGGGGUCCGUGGGAUGAAGAAUUUUGCCGCUUGUCUUGCAUGCAAAACAGGUUCAGGACCUACUGUCAGCGGAGCUCGCCGAAGUUGAGAGUCGCUGGUUGCUUUGCAACCUCCCCCCUCCCGAACGCGAAUCUUUCCUUAUCUUCCGAAUGGGCAUUGUUUCCUGAGUUCAGACCAAUCGCCGUCAUCGGCGACCAUUUCAGCAUGACGAAGCUUCGGCCAAAAGACGAAGCCUUUAACUUGAUAUCGACCUUGCUCAGGCGGUGGGUUUGCAAACUUCACGCGGACGCUAAGCCCAGGACACUCAUUACACAAGCGCCGGGUAAUGACCCAACGAGCAUGUCAGCGCCCAUAGCCGAGGCGAAAGCCCCGCGCAGGUUUUACCGUCUGCCGUUGUCAAUGCAGAACGCCAUUCGAGGAACCAUUAGGCUGGGCAGUUUCGUACGGAUGAGGGAGAGCGGAGGCCCAAUCUUCGUUUGCGCUGUACCAGAGACCAUUCUUCCAGGAAAUGGACACAUCGAAUCAUCUGCCAUGACUAGAGUGAACUUCGAUUGGAUCCACGCCCCGGCGGAUGACUUGCGUCUCUGGUAUGAGAUCACAGAACCGCUAAGGCGGCACCAAGCCCAAUUCCAAGCGAAGAGCGCUCCCGAGUUUCAAGGUAUUUCUACAGAGGAGUGGCAACCAGAUGAAGCGUAUCGAACGGCCGCGCUUGGUGUCACUCGUGCUCCCUUGGAAAAUUGGAAUGAACGGGCAGUCGGUGAACCCUAUCGCGAGUACCUCGUUACUUAUGUCAAGAAGGCAAAUGGUGCUGCGAUUCCCCAUGAAAGCAAAGGGCUCGAGAAGCACGUCGACUUCGAUGUCGCAGCGGAUGUGAGAAGAGUCAUGACUCGCCACUCCCUCGGAGAUUUUGAAGAUAUUGUGAUGGCCUUCGCGGUACAAGAGCUAUCUUGAUUUUCUAGGUAUACUCAACAAAAAACGGAAAAAUAAAAAACAAGAAAGAAACGAACGUCCUUGAAUUAGUUACGUGGGUACGUUAAAUAUCUCAGUAAGAUAACAUAGCUAAAGGUUUUUACACACUUGGGAUUGUCUUUAUAACGUGGGUUACGCAGGUGCCCUGGGUCGGGCUCGAACCCACAACCUUCAUUCUAUUCUGUUGCAUUACCCAAAAGUUGCCCUCGUCAGCCCCCGGCUGCUCCCAACACCCCUCGCCGCUUUUGCUCAGGUCCCGUCAGGG
Messenger RNA from Chaetomium strumarium, 1974 nucleotides. RefSeq lists its product as uncharacterized. The transcript is spliced from 4 exons. Bases 141 to 1691 code for a protein of 516 amino acids. The record is from RefSeq and is a predicted model, not a curated record. NCBI's taxonomy places the organism in Eukaryota, Fungi, Ascomycota, Sordariomycetes, Sordariales, Chaetomiaceae.